This is a messenger RNA of Laccaria bicolor S238N-H82, 1749 nucleotides long. RefSeq lists its product as uncharacterized. Lineage: Eukaryota; Fungi; Basidiomycota; Agaricomycetes; Agaricales; Hydnangiaceae. Bases 1 to 1749 code for a protein of 582 amino acids. The record is from RefSeq and is a predicted model, not a curated record. The transcript has 7 exons.
AUGAUUUGGAUGGCCUUGGGUGCAUCUCACCAGGUGCCGAGAGUGCACAACCUUCCUGGUCCCAACCUCCCUCACCUGAGCCCCAACAAGCCCCUCCACCGAGGUGUCCCCUGUGAUUCCGAAGGAAAUCCACUUCCUCCUGGUACACCACCUCUUCCCAAGACAGCUGCACAGCCAACAAAUUGGUCACCGUUCGAGAGCGAAAUUCAGUUUCAGACCGCGGAUUUCUUGUACUGCUGCGUUGAGAUGUUGGCAGGAAACAUUGACGAACUUCUGGAGAUAUGGGCUUUAGAUAAGAUGAAAUCUGAUCAACUGGGUCCCUUCACCUCAUACGAGCAUAUGUACUCCAGCAUCGACGCAAUUCAGCUUGGUGAUGCACCAUGGAAAUGUUUUACUGUGAGCUAUACCGGGGAUGUACAGCCUAGUGAUCCCUCUUGGAAGUCGGCGGAGUACAAGGUCUGGUUUCGGGAUCCUGAGGUCAUCAUGACCCAGAUGCUCAACAACCCGGAGUUCAAUGGCCACUUCGAUUAUGCACCUUAUGUUGGUCUUGACAGAUCUGGGAAGCGGCGUUGGAGUGACUUCAUGUCAGGCAAUUAUGCUUGGCGUCAUAGAGCGUUGUACUGUCCCAUCAUUGCAGGCAGUGACAAGACAACUAUUUCUGUUGCAACUGGCCAUGUCGAGUACCACCCAUUUUACAUCUCUGGUGGCAACCUCUUCAACACAGUUCGCUGUGCACACCGUAACACUGUCGUGCCUGCUGGUUUCUUAGCGAUCCCCAAAAGUGACCGAAAGUAUGAUAACGACCCCACCUUUCGCAAGUUCAAGCAGGAGUUGUACCAUGACUCGAUCACAGCUAUCCUGAAGACAUUCCGUCCAAGGAUGAUCAAACCUGUGGUCUGCCGCUGCCCUGAUCGCCAUUUUCGGUGUGUGAUCUAUGACCUUGCCACCUACAUCGCUGAUUACCCCGAGCAGGUUUACCUUGCCGGAAUUGUUCAAAAUUGGUGUCCAAAAUGCACGCCUCUUCCAACAAACCUAGAUGGGUUGGCGGAUAGCCACUCACAACAAUUCACAGAAGGGCUUGUCAAUGAGCUCGAUUCGAAAAGAUUAUGGGAUGAGUAUGGUAUUGAUGACGACAUUACCAUGAGUUUUUCUCGUCUUCAACAAACAUCCAUUCUUAUCACUCUACAGCCAUUUACCUUCCACUUUCCAUGUGCCGACAUCCACGAAAUGCUGUCAGCGGAUCUACUCCAUCAAUUGAUCAAGGGUAUGUUCAAAGACCAUUUAGUCCAAUGGGUCGGCGAUUACCUUUACCUCGAACACGGCAAAGCUCAGGCUAAUGAGAUUUUGGAUGACAUUGACUGCCGUAUCGCAGCAGCACCAUUAUUUUCAGGACUUCGCCGCUUUCCUCAUGGUCGCCGGUUCAAGCAGUGGACGGGUGAUGACUCAAAGGCUCUCAUGAAGGUUUAUCUUCCAGCUAUCUCGGGAUAUGUACCCCCCAAAAUGGUGCAAUGUAUCAGCGCAUUUUUGGAUGCCUGCUACAUUGCCCGUCGAGCCGACAUCACUCAAGAAUCACUUGCAGCACUCCAGACGGCCAUUGAGAGGUUUCACACACACCGUGAAAUUUUUCGUACAUCCGGUGUUCGACCUACCGGCUUCAACCUUCCCUGCCCACUAGUAGCUACCACUUUUAUGAUAAAAUACAGGCAAGUGCCUGCACACCGACAUCCACACUGCCUAAUGAAUUUAUGA